AUGCUCUGGAAACCCGCACACCCGGAAAACACAAACAUGGAGCGGUUUCGCACCUUUGUCGAGAAGAAGCAUCACGUCUCACUCGGCAACUACGAGGGCCUCUGGAAAUGGUCCGUGACCGAGCAUGAGCAGUUCUGGGCGGACGUGUGGGAGUUUUGCGGGAUCAAGAGUUCGGUCGGGUACGAGCAGAUCUUGGAGAAGGGUGUUCCGAUGAAUAAGAUACCGAAGUGGUUUAUGGGCGCGCGGUUGAACUUUGCGGAAAACAUGCUCGUUAGAUCAGACGACCAUGUUGCGCUUAUUGGAGCAGGGGAAGGCGAAGCGUUGACAAGGAUCACCUACGCACAACUGCACGAGCAUGUCCGUGCCUGUGCGGCAGCGAUGCGCAAACUGGGCGUCACCGCCGGCGACCGGAUCGCGGGAUACCUGCCCAACUGUCCGGAAACGGUCAUCAUAUUCCUUGCGGCUGUCAGCAUAGGAGCCAUCUGGUCGUCCACGUCGCCCGAUUUCGGAACGACCGGUGUGCUGGAACGGUUCACGCAGAUCAAGCCCAAGAUUUUGUUUUCUGUGAAUGCUGUCAUGUACAAUGGCAAGGCGCAUGAUCAUUUGGAGAAGCUUACCGAGGUCGUCAAUGGCUUAGAAGGUCUGGAAAAGGUGGUCAUUGUGCCGUUUGUGGACCGCCCGUUCGAUGCCGCUUCCAUUCGCCAUGGUGAAACCUUUGCCGAAUUCCUGAAAAACGACGACGGCCGCAAACUGGAAUUUGAGCAAUUACCCUUUGACCACCCUCUCGCCAUCCUUUUCAGUUCUGGAACUACCGGGAAACCCAAAUGCAUCGUGCACUCCGCCGGUGGUGUCUUGAUUCAACACCUGAAAGAGCAUGUGAUCCAUGGAGAUCUGAGCGAAAAGGACGUUUACUUUUACUACACAACCACCGGCUGGAUGAUGUGGAACUGGCUCAUCAGCGGUCUUGCCGCCGGCGCCACUAUCGUGCUCUACGACGGCAGCCCCUUCAAACCAACCCCAGCCCGCCUCUGGAAUCUAGUCGACGAGCUCAACAUCACAGUGUUUGGAACCUCCGCAAAGUACAUCCAAUCCCUCCAAGAAUCCCGCCUAACCCCCAUAAUAACCCACAAGCUCACGCACCUCCGCACCAUCUACUCCACCGGCUCCCCCCUCAAGCCCGAAUCCUUCGACUACGUGUACACCCACAUCAAAAAAGAUCUCCUCCUCGGCUCCAUCACCGGCGGAACCGACAUCGUCUCCCUCUUCGCAGGCCACAACGCCGCCCUCCCCGUGUACCGCGGCGAGAUCCAGUGCCGAUGUCUCGGGAUGGCGAUCGAAUCCUGGGACGACUCUGGCAAAAACAUCACAAACGACGCGGGCGACCUGGUCUGCACGAAACCCUUCCCCGUCAUGCCCGUCUACUUCUGGAACGACCCCAACAACGAGAAAUACCACUCGGCCUAUUUCGCCCGCUUCCCCGGCGUAUGGUACCACGGCGACUUUGUCUACGUUAACGCAAAGACGGGCGGAGUCACCAUGCUCGGCCGGUCCGACGGGACCCUGAACCCGGCGGGCGUGCGGUUCGGCUCCGCGGAGCUGUACAACAUCCUGGAUGAGUUCCCGCAGCUGGCGGAUACCCUUGUGGUGGGCCAGAAGCGGGGCGAGGACGAACGCGUGAUUCUGUUCUGUAAGAUGAAGGAGGGGGAGGUGUUUGAUGACAAGAUUGUGGAGAGGAUCAAGACCGCUAUUAGGACCCGGUUGUCGGCUAGACACGUCCCCGCAGUCAUCAUGCCCAUCGCUGAUAUCCCGCACACGGUCAACGGCAAGAAAGUAGAAGUGGCAGUCAAACGCAUCAUCUCGGGCGAAACCGUCAUCCCGAGUGGAACACUCGUCAACCCAGACUCACUCAAGCUGUACUACAACCUGCCCGAGCUGCAGGAUCCCGGCGUACACCUGUAG
Fimicolochytrium jonesii is the source of this 1959-nucleotide messenger RNA. RefSeq lists its product as uncharacterized. Gene Ontology annotation, molecular function: acetoacetate-CoA ligase activity. The coding region runs from base 1 to 1959 and encodes 652 amino acids. Lineage: Eukaryota; Fungi; Chytridiomycota; Chytridiomycetes; Spizellomycetales; Powellomycetaceae. The record is from RefSeq and is a predicted model, not a curated record. The transcript has 11 exons. Gene Ontology annotation, biological process: lipid metabolic process. Gene Ontology annotation, cellular component: cytosol.